UGAGGGGAUAAGGAGGCCGGCGGCUCGCACCCCCAGACACUGCGCAGCCCGCGCAGACCUGGGUGCCGCCGCCGCCGCCGCUCGCCUGAUUCCCCUCGGCCAGGGGGAAAGGUCGGCAGCGUCCUGGAGCCGCCGUGUCACUCCCCGACAGCCAUGAACUGCAGCGAGAGCCAGCGGCUGCGCACCCUCCUCAGCCGCCUGCUGCUCGAGCUGCACCACCGGGGCAACGCCAGCGGCCUGGGCGCCGGCCCGGGCCCGAGCAUGGGCAUGGGGGUCGUGCCUGACCCCUUCGUGGGCCGCGAGGUGACCAGCGCCAAGGGCGACGACGCCUAUCUCUACAUCCUGCUCAUCAUGAUCUUCUACGCCUGCCUGGCCGGAGGCCUCAUCCUGGCCUACACCCGCUCCCGCAAGCUCGUCGAAGCCAAGGACGAGCCAUCGCAGGCCUGCGCAGAGCACGAGUGGGCCCCGGGAGGUGCCCAGGCCGCCGCUGCCGAGACUGCCGCUGGCCCACCGGACGAGGGCCACCACCAGCUUGCCCCCGGGGGGAUGCCCGCCCUAGCCCGGGGUGCAGACGGGGUCUAGAAUCACAGGCCCAGCCUGCUCACUCGCGCCCUCCUCAUCUCGCUUGUCCCCUGGCGCGGCGUCCGCCUUUACCUUUCUUCCCCUGCCAGGGUUCGCCUAUCUGAGGCCCAGACAAUGAUGAGAGGCCAGGAGACCUUGUCUGGAAGGCCCUGGAAGAAGCACCACCCUACCCACUCCCGGCCGGUUUCCCCUCCUCUCCCCCCAUGCCUCCACCCCCCGGCCCGCUCGUCCAACUGCACUAAACUGCGUCUGCUCUCUUGUCUUCAGGCAGCCCUGACACCAUGCUCCAGGUCUCUGGGAACUGAAUCCAACAUGUCCAACACUUGGCAUUGAACUGAAGCAAUCAAGUCUAUCAGAAGUCUGGGCCAUCUAAUUGGCAGCUGCUCCAGGGGCUGCCAGAGACUGCUCACUGAGGAGCCAACGGGCUUGCCAUCACUGCCAGGCCGGCCGCAGCAGCUCCAGCUUCCUGGCGCCUUAGGGACAGAGACAGAAAAUGAGACCUCAGACAUGUUUUCCUUCCUUCCCUCUUUCAGCAGGGAGCUAGCAGGACACUAGGACUAUUCUGUGGGCUAGAAUGGACUUAAUGAGGACUGAAAGGGGGAGGGAAGCUCAAAGGGGAGGGCAAGACCUAUGACCCCAACUGUAUGGUUCUCUUGCAUCCAGUUGCCAUCCCAAAGGUGACUUGCCUGAUUUUUAGUUGUAACUUUGCCAUCUUCUGUCCUGGGGAACCAUUGCUGGGUGUAUCAGCUCAGUACUUGGAAAUGCCUCUCCUAUAUUGAUUCAGUUGUUAUGGCAGUUGUCUCCAUCCAUGGGACAUGAGGCUCAGACGUCCCGUACUCUGUAACCUGGGGAAUGUCAGAGGCAGGUAAUAAAGAUUGUUUAAACAAUGA
Molecule: messenger RNA, 1472 nt
Organism: Manis javanica (Malayan pangolin)
Lineage: Eukaryota; Metazoa; Chordata; Mammalia; Pholidota; Manidae
Gene: KCNE5
Product: potassium voltage-gated channel subfamily E regulatory subunit 5
Biological process (GO): regulation of ventricular cardiac muscle cell membrane repolarization; negative regulation of delayed rectifier potassium channel activity; membrane repolarization during action potential
Cellular component (GO): voltage-gated potassium channel complex; membrane
Molecular function (GO): delayed rectifier potassium channel activity; potassium channel regulator activity; transmembrane transporter binding
Source: RefSeq, a predicted model, not a curated record